AUGUCGAGCAAGUUAAAGAUCCUUGUUCCUGUGAAAAGAGUGAUUGAUUAUGCAAUCAAACCUAGGAUCAACAAGACAAACACCGGAAUUGAGACUAAAGGUGUCAAGUUUAGUAUAAAUCCGUUUUGUGACAUUGCGUUAGAAGAAUCCAUUCGUCUUAAGGAAAAAACGCCAGAGUUAGUCGAAAAUAUACAUGCCGUGUCAAUCGGACCAACGAAAGCUCAGGACAUAUUGAGAACUGCAUUGGCCAAGGGGGCUGACACUUCAACCUUGAUUGACGUAGGUGAAGAGACGGUUGAACCAUUACAAGUAGCUAAGUUGUUGAAGAAAGUGGUGGAGGAUAAACAGUCAAACUUGGUGGUUUUGGGAAAACAAGCCAUCGAUGAUGAUUCAAACCAAACGGGACAAAUGCUUGCUGGAUUGUUGAACUGGCCACAAGCUACAAAUGCAUCGAAAGUUGAAGUUAAAGACAACGAGGUUUUUGUAACGAGAGAAAUUGAUGGUGGGGCUGAUGUAUUGAAAGCCAAAUUGCCAAUGGUGAUCACUGUUGACUUGAGAUUGAACGAACCAAGGUAUGCAAGUUUGCCAAAUAUAAUGAAGGCUAAAAAGAAACCAUUGGAAAAAUUGAAGUUGAAGGACUUUGGUGUUGACUCAAUUGACAAUAGGUUAGAGGUGGUUAAAGUUGAAGAGCCACCCGCAAGGCAAGCUGGUGUAAAGGUUGAAAAUGUUGACCAGUUAGUAGAAAAGUUGAGAGAGUUGAAGGUUUUAUAA
Molecule: messenger RNA, 771 nt
Organism: Lodderomyces parapsilosis
Lineage: Eukaryota; Fungi; Ascomycota; Pichiomycetes; Serinales; Debaryomycetaceae
Exons: 1
Coding region: 1-771 (256 amino acids)
Cellular component (GO): cytosol
Molecular function (GO): electron transfer activity
Source: RefSeq, a predicted model, not a curated record